AUGGCCAACCUGCUCAGGCCUGCAACUUGGGGACUGUUCUCCUGGAGGGGCUACUGCUCCAGGGGGACGCAGGGCAGACUCAGCGCGGGCUUUGUGGAGGCUCUGAAGGCAAUUGUGGGGAGCCCCCACGUGUCUACCGCGGCUGUGGUCCGAGAGCAGCACGGGCACGAUGAAUCCAUGCACAUGUGCCAACCUCCGGACGCCGUGGUGUGGCCCCAGAACGUGGAGCAGGUCAGCCAGCUGGCGGCCCUGUGCUACGGCCAAGGCGUUCCCAUCAUCCCCUUCGGCACAGGCUCCGGCCUGGAGGGUGGCGUCUGCGCGGUCCAGGGUGGCGUUUGUGUCAACCUGAUCCGCAUGGACCGAAUCCUGGAGCUGAAUCCCGAAGACUUCUCUGUGGUGGUGGAACCCGGCGUCACCCGCAAAGCUCUCAACACCCACCUGCGGGACUGCGGCCUCUGGUUCCCUGUGGACCCAGGUGCAGACGCCUCUCUCUGCGGCAUGGCGGCCACCGGAGCCUCGGGCACCAACUCUGUGCGCUACGGCACCAUGCGCGACAACGUGCUGAACCUGGAGGUGGUGCUGCCCGGCGGACGGCAGCUGCACACCGCGGGCCGCGGCCGGCGCUUCUGGAAGAGCGCAGCCGGCUACAACCUCACCGGGCUCUUUGUGGGCUCCGAGGGAACGCUGGGCCUCAUCACAGCCGCCACCCUGCGCCUGCAUCCUGUCCCUGAGGCCACGGUGGCCGCCACCUGUGCGUUCCCCACCGUCCAGGCGGCGGUGGACAGCACCGUACACAUCCUCCAGGCUGCAGUACCUGUGGCCCGCAUCGAGUUCCUAGAUGAGGUCAUGAUGGAUGCCUGCAACAGGCACAGCAAGCUGAACUGCUACGUCGCACCCACGCUCUUCCUCGAGUUCCACGGCUCCGAGCAGGCACUGGCAGAGCAGGUGCAGCGCACAGAGGAGGUCAUCCGUCAUAACGGAGGCUCCCACUUCUCCUGGGCCAAGGAGGCGGAGGAGCGCAGCCGCCUCUGGGCAGCCCGGCACAACGCCUGGUAUGCAAGCCUGGCCCUGUGGCCGGGCUGCAAGGGCUAUUCUACCGACGUGUGUGUGCCCAUCUCUCGGCUGUCGGAGAUCCUGGUGCAGACCAAAGAGGACCUGGAGGCCUGGAGACUCACAGGUUCCGCCAGCCUCCCGCGGGCGCCUGGGGCGGGCCGGGGUGGGGCCGGGGCCGCAGCUCUGUCUUUCGGGCCCCCAGGAACCGUCGUCGGGCACGUGGGCGACGGGAAUUUCCACUGCAUCCUGCUGGUAGACCCCGAGGACCCUGAGGAGCUCCUCAGGGCCCAGGCCUUUGCAGAGCAGCUGGGCAGGUCAGGGCGAAGCGGGAGGCGGGGCGGGGCGGCGGGGCGGGGGGCGAGGGGCGAGGGGGCUCCCGCUGAGCGUCCCUUCCGGUUGCCUCCCAGGCGCGCACUGGCGCUCCACGGCACGUGCACCGGGGAACACGGCAUCGGGCUGGGCAAGCGGCAGCUGCUGCUGGAGGAGGUGGGCGUGGUGGGCAUGGAGACCAUGCGGCAGCUCAAGGCCACGCUGGAUCCCCGAGGCCUCAUGAACCCAGGCAAGGUGCUGUGA
Messenger RNA from Rangifer tarandus platyrhynchus (Svalbard reindeer), 1626 nucleotides. The record is from the annotation of a GenBank genome assembly. NCBI's taxonomy places the organism in Eukaryota, Metazoa, Chordata, Mammalia, Artiodactyla, Cervidae.